AUGGGCAAGUCAGUUAUCGUGUUCCCUGUGUUCCUUACUCAUCUAGUUAUCGUGUUCCCUGUGUUCCUUACUCUUCUAGUUAUCGUGUUCCUUGCGUUCCUUACUCAUCUAGUUAUCGUGUUCCCUGUGUUCCUUACUCUUCUAGUUAUCGUGUUCCUUGUGUUCCUUACUCUUCUGGUUAUCGUGUUCCCUGUGUUCCUUACUCUUCUAGUUAUCGUGUUCGUUGUGUUCCUUACUCUUCUUGUUAUCGUGUUCCUUGUGUUCCUUACUCUUCUAGUUAUCGUGUUCCCUGUGUUCCUUACUCUUCUAGUUAUCGUGUUCCCUGUGUUCCUUACUCUUCUAGUUAUCGUGUUCGUUGUGUUCCUUACUCUUCUAGUUAUCGUGUUCCUUGUGUUCCUUACUCAUCUAGGUAUCGUGUUCCUUGUGUUCCUUACUCUUCUUGUUAUCGUGUUCCUUGUGUUCCUUACCCUUCUAGUUAUCGUGUUCCUUGUGUUCCUUACUCUUCUAGUUAUCGUGUUCCCUGUGUUCCUUACUCAUCUAGUUAUCGUGCUCCCUGUGUUCCUUACUCUUCUAGUUAUCGUGUUCGUUGUGUUCCUUACUCUUCUAGUUAUCGUGUUCCUUGUGUUCCUUACUCAUCUAGUUAUCGUGUUCCCUGUGUUCCUUACUACUCUUGUUAUCGUGUUCCCUGUGUUCCUUACUCUUCUAGUUAUCGUGUUCCCUGUGUUCCUUACUCAUCUAGGUAUCGUGUUCCUUGUGUUCCUUACUCUUCUUGUUAUCGUGUUCCUUGUGUUCCUUACUCUUCUAGUUAUCGUGUUCGUUGUGUUCCUUACUCUUCUAGUUAUCGUGUUCCUUGUGUUCCUUACUCUUCUAGUUAUCGUGUUCCUUGUGUUCCUUACUCAUCUAGUUAUCGUGUUCCUUGUGUUCCUUACUCUUCUAGUUAUCGUGUUCCUUGUGUUCCUUACUCAUCUAGUUAUCGUGUUCCUUGUGUUCCUUACUCCUCUAGUUAUCGUGUUCCUUGUGUUCCUUACUCAUCUAGUUAUCGUGUUCCCUGUGUUCCUUACUCUUCUAGGAAACUAA
Molecule: messenger RNA, 1077 nt
Organism: Homarus americanus (American lobster)
Lineage: Eukaryota; Metazoa; Arthropoda; Malacostraca; Decapoda; Nephropidae
Exons: 3
Coding region: 1-1077 (358 amino acids)
Cellular component (GO): membrane
Source: RefSeq, a predicted model, not a curated record